Molecule: messenger RNA, 414 nt
Organism: Anopheles aquasalis
Lineage: Eukaryota; Metazoa; Arthropoda; Insecta; Diptera; Culicidae
Gene: Sem1
Product: Suppressor of exocyst mutations 1
Biological process (GO): double-strand break repair via homologous recombination; proteasome assembly; mRNA export from nucleus
Cellular component (GO): proteasome regulatory particle, lid subcomplex; proteasome complex
Source: RefSeq, a predicted model, not a curated record
UGUAUGGGGUGGUGUAUUUGUGGUGUACUUUUUAUCGCCAGCAAUUUCCGCGGAGAACAUCGCGAUUUUGCCUCGAAUAACUAAAGUAUUCCCGGUUUACGACGCUAAUUCCAUUGCGGUAAAGAUGUCGGAUAAGGAAAGCAAGGAAAAGCCCAAGCUGGACCUUGGCCUGCUCGAGGAAGACGACGAAUUUGAGGAGUUCCCAGCGGAAGACUGGGUGGCCAACAAAGAGGAUGAAGAAGAACUGAGCGUUUGGGAGGACAACUGGGAUGACGAUAACGUUGAGGAUGAUUUCAAUCAGCAACUCCGGGCACAGCUGGAGAAACACAAGUAGUACUGGCCCGGCAAGACAAGGAAUGGUCGGGUUCCGGUGGUGAUGAUCUUUACAAUAAAUCUUAAUUUUCUUUCCUAAGA